AUGGACAAAGUCACCCUAUUGACGGCAUCUCGGCUCGAGCCCACCGUGGCCAUCCGGCCCCACUCGACGGUCGUUGCCCGCCUUGGCAGAACCCUCGCGAUUCCCCUUCAAUUACAUCAUCGUUUCAAGCACAUUUCCUCAUUCAUCUGCCUGCAAUCGUACUUUAUCUCCUCCAUUCUCCUCAUCAGCACGCGACAUGCUUUCUUCUACGCAUUUCUCGCCUCCGCCUUUCUUCUCAAACACGCAUUCGCCAUGUCCACCAAAGCAAUUGUCGACGCCUGGGACUCCAAGAGCAUCCAGAAAAUCCGCGCCCGCAUCUUUUACGAAUUUGCAGUCUUUAUCCUCGGCUGUGGAAACGCCAUCUUCCUCAUCCUCUUCUGGCCUGGCUGGCUGCUCAUCGGCGGUGCCUUGUUUGCCCUGUGGCAAUUAACUGGCUGA
This is a messenger RNA of Trichoderma harzianum CBS 226.95, 438 nucleotides long. RefSeq lists its product as hypothetical. Bases 1 to 438 code for a protein of 145 amino acids. The transcript has a single exon. The record is from RefSeq and is a predicted model, not a curated record. NCBI's taxonomy places the organism in Eukaryota, Fungi, Ascomycota, Sordariomycetes, Hypocreales, Hypocreaceae.